Molecule: messenger RNA, 444 nt
Organism: Suhomyces tanzawaensis NRRL Y-17324
Lineage: Eukaryota; Fungi; Ascomycota; Pichiomycetes; Serinales; Debaryomycetaceae
Exons: 1
Coding region: 1-444 (147 amino acids)
Source: RefSeq, a predicted model, not a curated record
AUGACCAUGAGUCAACCCAACACAAAGAGACAGAUGAACCGCGGGGUUCAGCCCCAGCAUGUGGACCCCGAAAUCAGCGCAUUGUCCACGAUCGGAAUGAGAAUCAGAAAGGCCGUCGCCGAAGGCUACAGCCUGCCCAACCACGAACAGUACAGCUACAGCAAUGGCCCCAGCCAGUUCCAGAGAGUGCCUCUUCCCGCCAACAUGAGCCAGCCUCCCUCGUUGACCAACAUGGGAUCCACUGUCGAGUCGUCAGGCUCGCGUUUGGGCGAGUGGGACAGCCGCUUUGACAUCCACAAUGCCCCCGUGCAAACGUUACCCAACUUUGAGGUCAGCCACAAGAGAAAGCAUGCUGAAACCGACGACGGGUUCGGCGGCGCAGUGCCAGAUUUGGGCACCUUUAGGCUGAAGUACGGUGACUUGAGCUUCAACGAGGAAGUGUAG